AUGGCGCAUGAACAGACUCCGUUGCUGGGCGAAGGCGACCGUCGGCCGUCUAGCAAGGCCGAUAUCAGUAAGAUCCUAGCUGGUUUAGUUGGUGUCUUUCUUGCAAGCGCAGACAAGUCGAUUUUGCUAGCGACUCAAGGAGAGAUCGCAUCCUCGCUGCACUCUCCGGCCAGUGCAUCGCUGCUUCUGGUAAUUUACAAUGUGGGAUUUUGCAUCGCGCUGCCUGUGUAUGGCUUUCUGAGCGAUAUUUACGGCUGUCGCCAAUUCCUCCUGUCGGCGUAUGGCCUGUUCGCGGUCGGAUGCUUGAUCUCUGGCAUCGCCGAAACAUUAUGGCCUUUUGUGCUUGGUCGCUUGAUCUCUGGGAUGGGCGGUGCUGGCAUGACCGAUUUACUUUCGGUCCUGGUGAACGAAAUGUUUGACAUCACCCAAGUUGCAUCGGUGCGAAGCUACAUCAUCGCAGCUGGCAUCGUGGGGCAGGGCUGCGGAGGACCUUUGGGUGCACUAGUCGCCGACAUGGUCGGUUGGAGAUGGUCUUUGAUCGGGCAAACUCCCAUUGCGGUGUUGUGUUUAGCUCUCGCACAGUGGCAAUUCUCAGCCUCCCCGACGAUUGAGAGUCGCUCCAACAAAGGGUUGAGCCUAUGGAACUUUGAUUAUUUUGGCGUUGCCAGCUUCUUCAUCCUGGUCACAUCUUUCAUUCUAGCGACCACGGAGGGGGGUAUUUCAUAUCUCACAUCGCAGACGCCAGCCCUGCUCGCUGUUUCGAGCGCGUUUCUUGUGAUAUUCGUCCUUAUUGAGCGAUUUGGGACUCGAUAUCCGAUUAUACCGCCUUCUGUGGUGUGCUCGCCCGGACUGUCCGGCAUAUUCUGUGGCCAGAUUGUCUACUUUGCCACCGUCACCACUAUUUUGAAUAACCUACCGCCUUAUUUCUAUCGAAUUGACCAUCUAUCCAACUCCGCCAUUGCCAUACGCAUCUGGCCCGCUGCCCUGGGUCUAAUUUCAGGAUCGAUCGUUGCCGGCAAAACAUUGAGCAGAGAUCUACAGCCUCGCAAAAUCUCUCUCAUCGCCAUCGGCAUCACUACCCUAUCACUGACGCUCAUGGUCAUCCGCUGGCUCCACGGCAUCCGCCCAUUGGAAGUCCUCUAUUGCUUUCCCUGGGGCGUCGGCGGCGGCAUUCUGCUCUCGGCACAAUUUAUCGAUUUGACCAUUCGUGCGCCUACCGAGCAGCUUGCCAGUGCUAUCGCGGUGUAUCAUCUCUCGCAGCAGGUGGGCCAGAUCGUGGGAACGAGUGUCAGCGCGGCCGCGCUGCAGCAGCUGUUCCGCUUGCGCGUAAAUGCGGGACUGGGAGACAUGCCAGGAAAGCGGGAGUUGAUCGAUCACAUCGUGCAUGACUAUAACUUCACCACCACCUUGCCGUCAACCAUUCAGACUGUGGUGCAGAAGGGGUAUAUCGAGGCUUAUCGAUUAGUUCCGGCAUCGGCUCUAGUCCUCUCCGUGAUUGUUGGGGGAAUUGUGCUUUUCCCGAAGGAGGAAAAGGUCGAACUGUGA
This is a messenger RNA of Aspergillus saccharolyticus JOP 1030-1, 1545 nucleotides long. Its product is annotated as MFS general substrate transporter. The record is from RefSeq and is a predicted model, not a curated record. The transcript has 10 exons. The coding region runs from base 1 to 1545 and encodes 514 amino acids. Gene Ontology annotation, biological process: transmembrane transport; basic amino acid transport. Gene Ontology annotation, cellular component: fungal-type vacuole membrane. Gene Ontology annotation, molecular function: basic amino acid transmembrane transporter activity. Lineage: Eukaryota; Fungi; Ascomycota; Eurotiomycetes; Eurotiales; Aspergillaceae.